Molecule: messenger RNA, 1247 nt
Organism: Magallana angulata
Lineage: Eukaryota; Metazoa; Mollusca; Bivalvia; Ostreida; Ostreidae
Product: zinc finger and BTB domain-containing protein 49-like
Exons: 2
Coding region: 114-1061 (315 amino acids)
Biological process (GO): regulation of transcription by RNA polymerase II
Molecular function (GO): DNA-binding transcription factor activity; RNA polymerase II cis-regulatory region sequence-specific DNA binding
Source: RefSeq, a predicted model, not a curated record
AAAACGUUAGUAAAAUACGUCGAUGAAAGCGAUAGAGUUCACAUGUAGUCCCCAAUAGAAAGCUAAUUUCUGUAUAUUAUAUCACGACUCUUUCAUCAAUUUACGGAGAAGUCAUGGAAGCAGGAUCCGUUUUUCUCUAUUCCACACCAUUUAGACCUAUACCCCUUUAUGGCGGACAGAGGCCAACAUUCGACUUUUCAAGGUUUGGUGCACUUAAUCCAUCAUGGCCGGGAUUUCUACCGUCGUCUCCAUGGAAAUUGACUGACGUCACAUCCGCCACUGGAAGUGGAACGGCUACUUCCAAUCACCUAGCGGCUUACAAUCUCUACCUUCAAGAACACAUUAAACGGUUACAAGAAGCCAGUUUUCCAAAACUAUUUGACAGCACACCUACCGUUCAAGCUCAAAGGUUGCCAGUAGCAACGUCCGGUGAAACGCAAAGAGAAGAGGAAAUUCGGAAGUCCCACGUGUCCCUGGUUUCUCCUACAAACAGUAAGGAUGUCAAAAGCCCCAGCCUUACGUCGUCUUUCUCCGAGUCCUACGGCUCACAGUACAACCUGGGGAGGAAACUGUUUCCCUGUCCACAGUGCCGAUACACCACGGACCGUCGAAACAACCUCAAACGCCACAUGCUGACGAUGCACCAAACUUGCUCCAAGUUGUUAGAAUGUUGUGGGAUUUUGUUCAAUACUAAGGCCUCGUUACGGGAACAUUCGAUGAUAUUUCACUAUCAUGGAUAUACGUGUUUCUAUUGCGGUCGCAGAUUCUGUAGGAAAGCACUGCUGAAACGCCAUCUUUCGGUACACAACGGCCAAAAAGACUUUGUAUGUACAGUCUGUGAUUAUGCCACGAGCCACAAAAGUAAUCUUGAGCGUCAUCGGAAAGUCCAUCUGCGUCAAGAAGACGCUUCAGAUGAAGCGUCCAACGAUAACGGGUUAGAGAGAGCUGUGAGUCCAAAUGAAAUGGAAAAGGGCGAAGAAGUGUGCGAGAAAGGAGAAGACAUAGACGUGUCGGUUUGUUCAGAAAGUGAGGACGAAGAAAUAAACGUCCAUACUGACUAGAUUUUGGGCCGAGAGGGACGGUGACUGUUUACAUAUUAAUAACUAACUUAAGGACGAUGGAGAUUGUUGAUUUUCUUUAUCACUUUUCAGUGUAUGUUAACUGUUGUGGGUGAAUUUGUUAUUUUACCAUUUCAACUAUGUGAGAUUUAUUACUGUAUUAAAUUAAAGUGAUUUAUUAACAAACAA